Messenger RNA from Carassius gibelio (silver crucian carp), 4705 nucleotides. RefSeq names its product transmembrane protein 151B. Lineage: Eukaryota; Metazoa; Chordata; Actinopteri; Cypriniformes; Cyprinidae. The coding region runs from base 320 to 1879 and encodes 519 amino acids. The record is from RefSeq and is a predicted model, not a curated record. The transcript is spliced from 2 exons.
CUGGAUCUGAGCUGCGCAUCCGUGUGGAUGCAUCUCGCGCCUUAUUGUCAUUCACUCCGCGUUCACGUGCUCGUGUGCAUGUGGACGCGCUUCGCAUUUCGAUUCGAUUUCUGCAUUUCGACGUGACUUAGAUUCGAUCUUUUAUUCGCAAAACAGCAGUCCCGACGGAGAUGACUGAGGGUGCCCGGACACCCUACAAUCCCUCAAGUCUCGAGUCCUGAGGACGCGGACGCGCCGCGCGCGCGGUGUGGGAGGAUGCUGCCUCGCUGAGGAUCGGGACACAUGGCUGUGAUGCUCCAGGAUCGUCUUCUUCUUCAUCAUGUCUCCAGCAGCUCCGGUGACGGACAGCAGUGCUGUUGAUGUCCUCCACGAGCAGACGGACGCGCCGCGGGAAUCGCAGCGUCCAGUGAAGCAGUCUUUGAGCAAGUCCCUGUGUCGCGACUCACACUGGAAAUGCCUCCUCCUGUCACUGCUGAUGUACUGCUGCGUGAUCGCGAUGACCUGGUGUCAGUUCACGAAGAUCACGCGCCUCACCUUCGACAGCGCUUUCAAGGGAAAGUCCAUGCUGUAUCACGACAGUCCCUGUUCUAACGGCUACAUCUACAUCCCGGUGGCUUUCCUCAUCAUGCUCUAUAUGGUUUAUAUGGUGGAGUGUUGGCACUGCUUCUCGCGCAACAAACUCCAGUUUAAAGUAGAUCUGGAGAGCGUCGCCGAGCGCGUGCAACGCAUGCAACAAGCCACGCCGUGCAUCUGGUGGAAGGCUAUAAGCUACCAUUACAUACGCCGGACGAGACAAGUGACGCGGUAUCGCAACGGCGACGCCUACACGACCACGCAGGUUUACCACGAGCGCGUCAACACGCACGUCGCGGAGGCCGAGUUCGAUUACGGGAACUGUGGGGUUAAAGACAUCUCGAGACACCUCACAGGACUCGAAGGCUUUCCGGUGACUAAGCUGCGCUUCACGAAGUGCUUCAGUUUCGCUAAUGUCGAAUCCGAGAACUCCUAUUUGACGCAAAGAGCGCAGUUCUUCACCGAGAACGAAGGAUUGGACGAUUAUAUGGAAGCGCGUGAAGGGAUGCAUCUAAAAAACGUGGAGUUUAAGGAAUACAUGCUUGCCUUCGCUGAUCCGGAUGGCUUGCCUUGGUAUGCGUCGCAGUGUAGCUUCUGGUUAGCGGCGGUGUUGACUUUAUCCUGGCCGUUGCGGGUCUGGACGGAGUACCGCACGGCGUAUGUUCACUACCACGUGGAGAAGCUUUUCGGGUUCGACUAUGUCGCUGUUACGCCUCUGGAUGAGCGUCCGUUUUGUCGUCACAUCCCGAGGGUCAACACCAUCGACAGCACGGAGCUCGAGUGGCACAUUCGCUCCAACCAACAGCUGGUUCCCAGUUACUCCGAAGCUGUUCUUAUGGAUCUGGCGCAGCAGUCCAGCUGCAACACGUUUUCGCCGCGUGGCAUCGGUGCGGCCGGCGGAAACGGCUUCGGUGGAUAUCGGCAGAACUGUGAACGCUGCCAUCGGUCUAUAAGCAGCUCGUCGAUCUUCUCGCGCAGCGCGUUGAGCAUCUGCAACAGCAGCAGUCCGCGUUUGCCGCGUUUGCCUUUCAGCGGCAGCCGUUUGUCUCUAGGCCGUUUGUACGGCUCGCGCCGCAGCUGUCUUUGGAGAAGUCACAGUAGUAGCCUGAACGAUCCCAGAUGUCCGACGGAAAGCACGCGAUGCCUGGCUGAUCAGUCGGCCAAUGAGGAGAGCCCACCUUCGCCGCCGGCCUAUCAGGACGCGCUGUAUUUUCCCGUACUGAUUAUUCACCGCAACGAGGGCUGCGUCGGUCACGAUCACCAUUCGCUGCACCGUAACGCAUCCUGCGUGGAGACUUCGUUAUAGCGUUAGCAUAAGGACAAUAACACAAACCUGGUUUUCAAGUAUUUGCAAAAUGAAGAGACUGGUACAGAAAUGUUUGUAAGAAUCUCUGUUAAUGUGCAUAAGCACGUAACUCUGAAUGGCACAUGAUUGCAUUUAUAAUCACAAAUGCAUUCAGACUUUUGUCGUUGUAUGUACACACACGUGAUGCACCAUAUUCAGUUUCUUCAACAAGGACAACAUCUGCCAAACUGCUUCUUACUUUGCAUUUGUAAUCAUCAUGAAAUGGCAUCAUUUCAACACAUUUUCACGUAAAACAUCAUAUUCUAAGAGAAUACAUUAAAUGCAUGUAAAACUUUACGCAUGGAGAAUUGGCUAGAAUCAUGAAAAAUGGUUUGAUGUCAAAGGAUUAGUUCACUUCCGGAAUAAAAACAAAUCUUGAUCAUUUACUCACCCCCAUCUAGGAUGCUCAAAACAAGCAUUUGGGGUUAAAAAAUGUAUUUUAUUUUUAGAAAAUGAGCGAUGGUUUUUUUAAAUGAGUAAAUUAUCAGAACAUUUUUAUUCUGGAAGUGAACUACUCUUUUAAGGGUUGAAAAAUAAAAUGAAAUCCAAAUCAUCAGCAAGACAAGAACAUUUCAUCUAACGUUUUUCUUUGCAGUAACAUGCACCGACAAAUCAUUCACUAACACACAGAAAGUACUUUUUUUUUUCUCCUUGAUAAUUCAGAAAAGUUAGUUUCUGUGCUAAAUGUAAUAAUCUUUAUUUUUUUUUAUAUAUAGAAAAAAAAGUAAUAUUUUCCUGGUAAAAAUGUAAAACUUGUUUAGGUCAGGAAAGGUGGUUGGAGAUUUAGGCUUAAAAAACAUGUCAUGCAUAUCAUGUAACGUGCAUUGACAAAUCAUUCACAUUAUUAAUUUUGUUAAUUUGAGUUCAUGUUGACUUUGCAAAUUUGAAAUUGAUAAAAUCAAUAUUGCUUGAUAGCAAAACAGAAACGAUUCAGUAAAAAACUAUUCAUAUACACAUUUUCUUCUGAUCUAUUUAUGGCAACGGUGUCAGUGCUAUGAAAUAUUUAAUACAUGUAGCCGAAAGGACAUGAGAACCUCAAACAAAAUACAUAAUCUUUGAAAAUCCUGCUUCAUAUUAAAUAAACAUUAUCUUCUCUAUGUAAGAUAAUAUUUAGGUAGGAUCAAACUAAAGCAUUCCAGUUGUUUUUAUAUGUUUUUUUUAUUUUAUUUCUUGCAACUACCUCUUAUUUUUACAGGAGUGUAAGUGCCUCAGACUGUUAUUUUAGUGUUCGUGUUUAAUUAUUUAAAAGCUUUGGUGUUGACAUCGCAUUUAUGUGUUGCUGUGAAAAGAAAAAUCAUUGCGCAUUAAGAUCAGUUUUCACCAAAAAUAGAAAAAAGCAGGACUGAAAAUAAAAAGUGGUGUUCAAAAUGAAUUUGCUAAAUUAGUCUCAUAAAUAAAGAUGUUCCUGUUUCAUCAAAACCGGAAACUAAUAUUAUAAUCUACCAAGCCAAGGGAAAAUAUUGGCUGCAGUAUAUUGAUAUAUCUUUGAUUUGAAUAAUCUUUACUUUUCCAAAGUCUUUCAUCCUUUAAAACAUUCCAGAAUACAUAUGAUCAUUUCAUAAAAUCAUUAAAAUCACAAGAUUUACCAUUUGUUUCUCAUUUAGAAUUUUAUUAAAACGUAAUUUUUUUUAACAAUUUCCUUUUAUUAGGGAUUUAAUUUGGUACACAAUUAAAUUAUGUCUGGGUCAUAUUUCACCAAAAUUAAAAAAUAAAAAAAUAAAUGUGGCAUUAUUUUCAUGAAUAUGAAACACAUUUCCCAUUUAAAUAUUAAAUUACUAAAAUAUGAAGUAAUAAUAAUAUUUUCUUUUUUUUUUAAAUUUGUAAUACUUUUCUAUUACUAAGGAUUUAACCCUUUUAGAUUUUCAAUUAUGAUAUUUUAUCACAUCUGGGUCACAUUUCACACACACACACACACACACACACACACACACACACACACAAAAGGAAAUUAUAUUUUGCAUAUGUAAAAUUCAACCAUUAGGGUUUUUUUUUUUUGCAUUCACAUUAUUUCAUGACAGUUAAGGACAUUCCCCUUUCAAAUUAUAAUCACUAUAAUGUGAAAUAAUAAUUAUUAUUAUUAUUGUGAAAUAUAAAAAAAUACAAUACAAAAAAAAAUAUUAAAUGCUUGUAUUAAUUUUAUGCUCAAUAAAUGUAAAUAAUUUAUUAUUUUAAUUUUAGAGUGAAAUAUUACCCAGACAAAUUUUUAAAGAUUAAUCCAUAAAAAAAUAAAAAUAAAAAAAAGUUGGAUUUUGACCAACAUCUUGUAACUUUGAAAAGAAAAUCUGUUUUAUGUCUCGAUAAAAUGUAAUACAAAACAUUUUGCAUAAAAAAAAUUUAAAAAAAAAAAUGUUUGCAAUUGUUUAAUUGACCAUUACAUGUGUGCAUAUACAGUAAACAUCAGUAUGAUCUCUGAUGGUAAUGUUAUUGUGUUGAAUAACAUUGUGUGAGUGUCAAUAAUCACAUCCAGUGUGAUGCACAGUGAAACAGUCCAAAUGACAAAAAGUGAAAGUUUCUGGACAUUAAGUGGACAGUCUGUCAUUCAUACAAUAUCCCACAGAUACAAUUUCCCAAAUGAUACUUUGUAAGCAUGGAUGGUUAUUGUAUUUCCGUGCCGUUUUGAUUUCAUGCACGAUGUUUGUAUGCUGCUAAAGGCCAUUUGAGUGGAAAGCGUGCUUACACAAUAAUCAAUGUCACAUCACACAGAGUCUGUAAACACUAUGUUGCCUAUUCAGUGUGUGGCAUUUCUCAGGUUGUGUGUCCAAGUUCAAUAAAACUCAAUCAAAUUGU